Molecule: messenger RNA, 5488 nt
Organism: Micropterus salmoides (largemouth bass)
Lineage: Eukaryota; Metazoa; Chordata; Actinopteri; Centrarchiformes; Centrarchidae
Product: probable G-protein coupled receptor 158
Biological process (GO): G protein-coupled receptor signaling pathway
Cellular component (GO): membrane
Molecular function (GO): G protein-coupled receptor activity
Source: RefSeq, a predicted model, not a curated record
GUGUGUCCGUGGGGCGCACAGAUGGAGCUGUGCGCUCCGAUUGUGAGAAGAGCGCCGCAGACCGAGUGGCCGCGCUCCUCCCCGGACACCUGCUGCUGCUGCAGAGCCUCGCUGAUGUGAGGAUGAAGAAAGUUCAAACCUCCGCCAACAUGUGAGUUUUUUUUUCUCCUCAAGGGAAUUACAAAGGGGUCAGGCGCCAAAAAGAGACAGUGUGUCGGUGUGUGACUCCCUCUCCCCUCUUUCUCCUCCUCCUCCACUUCUUCUUCAGAGUGAAUUCAGGAUGGGUCCUGUAUGGCUUCUUCUUCUGCUCCCACUCCUCCUCAGAGCGCAGUUGACUCCAAACCUCACAUCAGGAGUCACGGUUGAGGCAGACAACAGGACAGACUCUUUAACAAACAACACAGGAACCUCAGACAACUCCACCAGCCCCUCCAGUUCCUUCAGGACCCCAGAGCCUUCUGGAUUUGCAGUGACGCCAUCACAAGCUCCCACAGUGCAGGAAGAUGACUGGUCACCAGCAGAAACCUUCAUGUACACUGGAGACCCAACCACUCUGAAAAUGGCCCGCUGUUCACGGGCGUACAGCCCACCAGGGCAGACCGGCUCCCUGCCCUUCAGCUUCAGUGACUCCCUACGGCCAGCUCUGGGCGCAUUGGCCAACACGGCCAACUUCCUGAACAUGAUCUUCCAGGCCAGUGACCUGCGGGAGAGCACAGUGCAGGAGGAUAUGGAGUGGUACCAUGCCCUGGUGCGUGCCCUUCUGGAGGCCGACGUGCUCAUCCAGCGGGCCCUGUUCACCUUUGACGCUGACCCGGCUUCCCCGGUGCCACAGCUGGUUCUCAGUGCCUCACGAAACAUGACGGCCAAGGUGCAGACCAUCAUCCUCCAGGACUUAUCCAAGGCCUGGGAGAGCCUACACCCGCCCGCCCCAGCCCCCGAUGACAGCUGGUUCAGAAGCUUUAAAUUCUCGGAGUCCACCCAGCUGACAUCAGCACUUUCCAAGCGGAUCCUCCUGAAUGACCUCAGCACCCUGGACACGCCAAAGUGGAGGUUUGGCGACAGCUAUGUGACCAAUCAUAGUGGGGUGCGCUGGGCCAGCGCCCCCUUCCUCGACUGUAAGGACGGAUGCUUUGUGCCUGGUUGGAUGCUCACCCUGUCCACGUCCUUCUACGGCCUCAAGCCUGACCUGACACCAGAGUUCAGAGGUGUGAUCCGUGUGGAUGUCAACAUCCAAGACAUCGACUUGGACCAGUGUGCAACAGGAGACGGCUGGUUUGCUGAUACUCACCAGUGUAACCGCACCACCAUGGAGUGCGUACCAAUUCCAGGCCGGGGUUUUCGACUGGGUCAGUACUGCUGCCGCUGUAAAGAAGGUUACUACAACCCUGAGAUAGCAAGUGUAGAUGCAGAUGGUCGCCCUGUGAACGGGACUGACGGUGGCGGCAUGUGUUACCCGAACAUGCCCAUCUGUCUCCCGUGCUGGACGGGCUGCAAGAGCUGUCAGGAUGGCACUCCCUGCUGGGUGCAGGAGGCCUGGCUUCUCAGGGGUGCCGUGCUGGCCGUCCAGGGCAUCUUCAUGCUCCUCAUCUUCGUCAGCAUGAUGGUGGCCUACAGGCAUCGUCGAAACCGGAGGAUCCGGGCAUCCGGCCUCCUCCUGCUGGAGACUAUCUUGUUCGGCUCUCUGCUCCUCUACUUCCCGGUCUUCAUCAUGUACUUCAAGCCGAGUACGUUCAGGUGUAUUCUGCUGCGCUGGGUUCGAAUGCUCGGCUUCUCCAUCGUCUACGGCACAGUCACACUGAAAAUGUACAGGGUGCUGAAGGUGUUCCUCUCACGCACGGCCCAGAGAGUGCCCUACAUGUCCAGCCUCCACCUGCUGAGGAUUCUGGGAGUGAUGCUGAUGACAGUCAGCUGGUUCCUGUGUGCGUGGACUGUGGGUGUCCUCCAAAACCGCGACAGGAACAUCCCAGUGUUCAUCACAAUGACCACAUCAGACGGGCAGGGGUUCAACCUGUGUUACCUGGACCGCUGGGACUACAUGAUGGCUGUGGCUGAGCUCCUGUUCCUGUGCUGGGGCAGCUCCCUGUGGACCGCCGUCAGGCCGGUCCCCUCAGCCUUCCAUGAACCUCGCUACAUGGGCAUUGCCAUCCACAACGAGCUGCUUCUCUCCACCAUGUUUCACCUGUUCCGGUUCACUUUUCCCUCUCUCCAUCCUGAUUGGAUGUUGCUGCUCUCCUUCACACACACUCAUGUGACCAUCACUGUGACACUCGCCCUGCUCUUUAUACCCAAGUUCCUUUAUGUGUCCAAGCCUGUGAGAGAGGAGAUUGCAGCAGAGGUGUAUGAAGAUGAAGUGGACCUUCGGCGCUCCGGCUCAUACCUCAACAGCAGUUUUCACUCUGCUUGGAGUGAGCACAGUGUGGACCCGGAUGACUUUCGGGAUGAACUGAAGAAGUUAUAUGCCCAGUUAGAAGUCCACAAGACCAAGAAGAUGACUGCAAACAACCCUCAUCUGUCAAAGAAACGAAGUUCUCGAUGUGCACUGGGGAGAUCCAUUAUUAGACGCAUUGCUGAGAUCCCAGAAACCAUGAGCCGGCAGUGCAGCCGCGAGGAGAAAGAUGGAUCCUUCCACAGUAGAAGCGUGAAUCUGUCUGAGUCUUUCAGGAGGGCCCCAGAUACAGUAUCUGUCAGUAUCAGUUACAGGAGUUCAGUGAGAACACCAUCUCCAUCCAUGCGCAAGUCUCAAAGCGAUCAUCACUAUGUCAGGGAAAGAGACUCUUCUUUACGUGACUCCAUGUUAAAGGCCAACGCUGUGAAGAGAUCAUCCCGGCGAUCUGAGACUGAUUCUUUGGAUAUUCCACCAGGGGUUUGUAAGUCAGCCAGUGCCCAAAAUCUGACAAUCGAUACCAAUCUCCUGCAUCCUGAUCAUACCAAGCUCCAUAAGUCCUGGAGUCUAACCUCAACUACCGCCCAUUCUAUGGAGAACAUAGCUAAGGUUAACAGAGCCAGCACAGUGCUGACAAGGUCCAGGCAGAGCAUAUCCAUUAGUGAUCAGACCAGGAGUGCUCUCAAGUCAGAGUCAUUUGACAAGGCUGAGGUCUGUCCUUGGGAUGUGGAGCAAGAACAAUCAGGGGACAAGAACCAGAAGCAUGUCACCUACGCAAAUUCUGAGAAUUGUGAGCAAAAAAGGGCAAUAUCUCCCGAGGCACUUAUCUGUCCCUGGGACCAUUUACCACCUGUAGACAAGAAUCCUUCAGAGGACAAGGCAACAAAAGGUGAAACUGAGUCCCCCAAACCACAGCUCACUGUGUCUGCAAGUGCACCAGGCACUCCAAGACCAAAGGUCACAAAAGAUCAACGCAUCUUUUCCUUCCGCACCACUACCACUAAGUGGCUCUCUGUGAAAUCCAUUAUGGGAUCCAUGGAUGCAGGAAGCAAGGAGGGAAGUUUACAUAAAGAGGAUUCUGUCUCACAAAAAAGUCAGGAAAGUGCUUCCACAACACCAAGAUCAGGGACAUCUAGCAGACGUCCAAGCAUAGAAAAGAGGUCACUGCAGAAAAGAAGUAUGACAACGGAUGGAAAACCAUGCCUUGUGAAGCAGAAUGCCAUCAGACUGUCCUCUGGGGAUUCUACAGACAGAAGCCCAAGAAGGCUUGUUAUUGUCAAAUCUGCAGUCUACCCUUGGGACAUGGAGGAUAUGCAAAAAGAUGGCACCUAUGAAAAUGUGUUCUUAUCAAGGCAGAAUAGCAAACGUAGUAGUAUAAGUUCUUGGGAAACUGCCAGCAGCUGUAGAACUCCUUCGACCCGCAGAAGAGGUAGUUAUCGAAGAACACCAACCCGUAAUGUUUCCUAUGCAGAUGUGUGUCCAUGGGAUGGAACUGGUACUUCUGGUACUUUCCAGGAAGAAGAGGGAUCAAAGAAGCAGCAGAGCAUUAAAGCAGACGUCUGCCCUUGGGAAUCGCAGGUAUCUGAACCAUCUAAUGUAUGUCCAUGGGAAUCGCAAGAGCCAGGGGAUGUGAGAAGACGAGGAAGUACCCAUAGUAAUGUAUGUCCGUGGGAAUCUCAAGAGCAAGAUAAAGCGAAAAGACGAGGAAGUGCUCAUAGUAAUGUGUGUCCUUGGGAAUCGCAGGAUGUUCCCGUUAUUUAUCAUAGUAAACCAUCCAUAGAUUCACAGACACAACAGUCUUUAAAACGUGCAGCAGACAUAUGUCCCUGGCAGACUGCAGAAACUCCCCAACCUUCAAUAAGGCAAGAAAAUGAAUAUUCUAAUGUUUGUCCUUGGGAUGUUCAGGACAAGCCUGACGUUGUAUAUGAAAAUCUAAGUCCUUUGGAGACCAAGGGAACGCUGACAGUGCCCUUUCGACAAGAAGUUAUGAAACCUGCAGUCUACACGGCGGCAUCAAAAGAGCAGAGUUUAAGUAAUGAGCAAAAAUACAACGCAAAAUCACCUGCCCUGCAUUUGGGCAGACAAGUGACCAAGACAACAGAAAGUUGUCCAUGGGAUUUCCCUGAUCCCCCUAAAACGAUGGAAAACAUUUGUCCAUGGGAAGAGAGCAACACAGAGCCAACAAAUACAAACACAAUCUCACAAAUGAUCAUCAAGGUAGAUAUUUGUCCGUGGGAGACUGGACAUCAAGACAAACCAGAAGACUCACUACAAGGUGUCUUGCCUUUGAAAGCUGCUUCUAUACAGACUGAAGGAAAAGACGGCACAAGAGUAAACAUAUGUCCCUGGGAAACUGAGCCCCCUGAAAAAUCCGCAGCUAGCAAGAUGGGUUCACAAGGACUGGAAAGACUGGCAGAUGUUUGUCCAUGGGAUAGUAGUGAACCAGAAUCAGGAAAAUCAGAGAUCCCCAAAACAUCAGAGAGUCAUAUAAGGCAAGACACAGCUCGUGCAGAUGUUUGUCCAUGGGAGACAGAAGCACCAAAGGUUCUGAAAAAGCAAGAUAGUGCUCUGGCAGAUGUUUGUCCAUGGGAGACAGAAGAGCCCAAAGUUCUCAAAAAGCAAGAUAGCACUCUGGCAGAUGUUUCCUGGGAGACAGAAGAACCAGGAGUUGUCAAAAAGCAAGACAGCACUGGAGCAGACAUUUGUCCCUGGGACUCUAAGGAUCCACAAACUUCAACCCAAAGUCAAGCUGAUAUUCCCAACACUGACAAAGAUGAAGUCAUAGAGAACCAGGAGCCACUUAAUGUAGAAGAUACUCCAGCAGAUAUCUGCACAGAGCAGAUGGAGUCCAAAGAAAACCUAGCCCUGGGCCGCCGUGAUGCUUUGUGUCCCUGGGAGAUGGUAAGGAGCAGAUCUGGCUCAUUCACAGACAAUGCCUCUGACAUUUUUACAUGGGAGCCUGAGAAUAUUCCUGAGGAAGAUGAAGAGGACGAUGCAGAAUGUGCUGCUGAGGCUCUUGUAUUCCCACCUGACUUGUGACCUAAAUCUAGCCCGCAUUUGCUUCCACUUUUGACCCCUCGUGCUAAAGCAAGGGCAAUGUGAACU